UACAAAGACGCUCAAUAGACACGGGACUUGUUUCUACGUCUGAGUACUUGUUCAGGAUUAACAAUCGGGACCUGACACAAGCUGACGCAUCUCUGAUAAUUCAUCAACCAUUUCGACCAUGGCGUCGAGCGGGAUGCGGAUCAAACCAUACCAUCAGCACGGCGUUUUCGGCAUCGCUUUCAUCAUCGUCAUCAGUAGCUGUAUCCUGCUCCAAAUUUCAGCACAGACCAUUGCAACGGAGGAGGAGGCAGAACUCCAAGAAGGGGAUGAUAAUAAUAACCUACUUUUCGGAGUAGAACACAAGAACGCAGAACAACGAGAUAAACACCAUGCCGUAGCGUAUGAGUGUAUGCUGCGAGAACUCAUGGAACAGCCCCCGGACGACGGGUUGUAUUGUAAUCUCACAUUCGAUUAUUGGGACUGUUGGAAUUUUACCCGAGCCGGUGAGGUCGCUGUUCACCCCUGUCCUUGGUGGAUACCGUCAUCAGAUUCACUACGAAAUGCGACCAAAAUAUGCAUGCCCAACGGCGAGUGGUAUGUGAGUACCGUUACCAACCAAACUUGGACCAACUACUCAACGUGUUAUCAACCUGUUAAAGAGACCAAUGUGAUGAUUGUGUUCUACGUUGGUUACAGCAUAUCAAUCAUCGCACUAUCCAUCGCACUAUUCAUCUUCUUCAACUUCAAGUCGUUGAGCUGCCCAAGGGUAACAAUCCACAAGAAUUUGUUCUUUUCCUUCAUCUUCGACGCUCUCUUCCAAAUCACCUUCUUCGCUCUGGUAGCCAGCAACAAGGACGUCAUCCAAAACGAUGGGGUAUACUGUAAGGUCCAUAACGUCUUAAAGCAGUAUUUCCAGCUCUGCAAUUACUUUUGGAUGUUGAGUGAGGGUCUUUAUCUACACACUGUCAUCGUAGUGGCUGUAUUCUCAGCAGAAAACCAUCAGCUUGUUCCUUACUUCAUCAUCGGUUGGGCGAUACCGAUUGUUCCAGCCUGUUUGUACGCAGGAUUUGUGGCACAUUAUCCGCCUGGUCCAUGCUGGGUUGGAGGUACACCGUUCGAGUGGUUGAUAGCUGGAUUCGUCAUUUUUGUACUCGCGGUCAAUCUUAUUCUCUUAUUAAACAUUGUAAGAGUGUUGGUGACCAAACUACGAGCGACACCGAUGGCAGGAUCAAAGAACUAUACACGAGCCGUACGGGCAACCCUCAUCCUACUACCCCUCCUUGGUCUUCAUUAUAUCAUCUUACCUGCCGCCCCUCCCCCAGGACUCGCUGCGGAUAUCUACUCUUACGUAAUGGCUGUCAUUCUCUCUUUCCAAGGUCUGUUCGUUGCUUGCAUCUUCUGCUUCUUCAACGGCGAGGUAAUGCAAACCGUGUCUAGGUGCAUCAAUAAUUUUGCCCUGACACACACCUCUUCUUCUCUCGGUUCGGCCGCCUGCCCUCCCCGUCAUACCAAAGUCAAAAUGCAAGUAAGGCGGAAGUGGUUUGCUCACCACUGGUGGCGUAGAGACAGUGAUUUUAGAGGGCGCUACGCAAACACCACAACGGUCACCGAAGCCUGUACCGUCACCGCACCCGUCAACAACCGGAUAAGCAGCGGUGACCAAGGCUGCCCCCUGCUGAAGAAAUCCCCAAACUUCAUCGGCAACGGCUCAACGCCUGGAGGAAGCCAGCGAAGUAGCUGCAGUAGUGGCGGCAGCCUGGCUGUCAAGUACCGGCCUGGAAGUGGCGCAAGUACAGUUUCAAAGACACCCGAGAUCGAGGAGAUCCCGGAGGUUAAGGUGGAGAACUACUCGUACAAAAUGAACGGAGAUAUCGGCGACAACACUGCAAUGGAUGAUGAUAUGGUCGAUGUUGUGUGUCCGCUCAUGGAAAGUGUAGAAUUAAGCACGAGAACGACCGAGGUGUAAAGGUGACGGACAGAAUGGACGGACACCAUGAUUUCUAUAACCAGAUGUAUGAUACUGUGAAACUCUUUUAUCUGCCUAAAGUCACAGGAUUCUUUCGGAGCUGGUGAACAACUUGUGGACCAUGAUUGCGAGAUAAGCCUUCAAAUCAAUUAUAAUAUAUAUAUAUUAUAAAUAUAUAGAAUAUGUGACUCGCAAAACAUUGUGGUGCUGUGCACUGCAGCCUCUUAUACGGUCUAGCGGGUUUUUGUUUGAUCUAGCAUGCCAUGUGUGCUAGAUUAUCAAAGUUGAACGAAGUUAAAUAUGUCAUAUAUAUUUCUAGAGACCUGUUUCGAUGAUGUUUUAUUGGAACAUGCAUGCUUUCAUGUGAAAAAAACUCAUAAUCUAUGUAUUUUUGUAUUAAACUUUUAAUUGUAGACCUGCAACGGUUAACGAGGAAAAAAUCUCGUAAUUAAGUCGGAAACUUAUUUCAUUUGUAAAGGAAGUAGAAUACUUUCGUAGGAUGAACUGAUGGGGCAGUGAUUUGCUAUGCAUUUAUUUCCAUUUGCUUGAUGUCAUUUUCUUUUAUAAAUUCGAAUGAUUACGAGUCACUUCUUGAAGCAAAUAAUUAUCCUGUUAUGAUCGGAAUUGUAUGAUCAAAAUGUAUUCUAAACAUCGUAUACAUUUAUCCGUGGGUAUGAUGAUUUACCAAAUAUAUUUAGUGGAUGUACAUGCAUCAGA
Molecule: messenger RNA, 2623 nt
Organism: Strongylocentrotus purpuratus (purple sea urchin)
Lineage: Eukaryota; Metazoa; Echinodermata; Echinoidea; Camarodonta; Strongylocentrotidae
Product: calcitonin gene-related peptide type 1 receptor
Exons: 13
Coding region: 119-1906 (595 amino acids)
Biological process (GO): adenylate cyclase-activating G protein-coupled receptor signaling pathway; cell surface receptor signaling pathway
Cellular component (GO): plasma membrane
Molecular function (GO): G protein-coupled peptide receptor activity
Source: RefSeq, a predicted model, not a curated record